GGGAUGCUCACGAAGGGCUCAGGGCAGAGACCUUCCCUAGGAGUGGUCAGUACCCGAUGUCCCAACCUCUUUUCCCUAAACCUCUUAUCAUGCCGGGCCAGCAUUCAACAGCCGAGCCACACGCCGCCCUCAUCGCCUCUCCGUGCUGGAGCCCCGGACCCGUCCCUCAGAUCUUCCGCUUCCGUUCGCGCACGGAGCCCAUGGACUGGCGCCGCAUGUCGGUGCUGGACGUGGACCGCGUGGCGCGGGAGAUGGACGUGAGCGCCCUGCAGGAGUUCAUCAGCGCCGUCACCUUCUGCGACGUGGCGGGGGAGCGGUGCCCACACUGCCGUGGGCCCACCGACGGCGCCCUGCUCAAGGUGCUCCGCAUGUCCCAGCUCAGCACCGAAUACCUGCUGCAUUGCCAGGGCUGCCUGAGCACGCAGGUGUCCACACUGGAAGAACAGCUGCAGGGGGCGCUCUCUCAGGCCCAGCACGCGGCGGACGAGCGAGCGCAGCUGGAGAAGGAGCUACAGGAAGUCAAGUUGGAGAACAGGCGCAGAAAGAAGAUGCUCGCCACUCAGCAGCUCCUCCUACAGGCCAGUGCCAAUAAUUACCAUAAGUGCCAGUUCUGUGAAAAAUCUUUUGUCAAUUACUCCUACCUACAAUCACAUGUUCAACGUCGGCAUCCUGAGAUCACCGAGGCAGAGCGGCAGAAGAAGAGACAGGUGGAGCAGAUGGAGGACGGGAUCGAAGAGCUGAAGGAGAAGUUGCGACUGACUCAGAGUUACCUGGCGGCUGAGCGGGAGGCCGACGCCCGGCGCAGACAGCAGGAGGCGGUGGAACAACAGAGGCGAGAGGAAGCAGAGAGGGAGAUGGUGGAGAGGUGGAAGCAAGAGGAGAGGAGAAAGUUUCAUCAAGAAAUUGAGGAGUUGCAGCAGCUGUUUCUGCAGAAGUUUAAAGAUAUGGCAAACAAGAGCUCCUCCAUAGAGGCUAAACUACAGGAGUUAGAGAGCAGAGAGACAAGCAUGCCCAAUCUAAGAAGUGAAGAUGACCACAACGAAGAGCAAAGGUGGAUCAGGGAGAAGGAACUGAAACACAAGAUGGCUCAAAAGAAAAAUGAGUGGAGGACGAAACUGGCAGAGAUGCAGAACAGACACCAGCAGGAGAAGGAGCAGCUGCGCAGUGAAAACGCCAGGCUACAGAAGGCCCUGUUUGUGGAGCAGAGCUCUAGUUCGAGUCUGAGUGCGUUGAAACAGCAGGUCACCUCACUCUCUUCUCAGCUCACACAGAAAGACAGACUGAUCAACACCCAGGACCGGAAGAUUAAGAAGCUCUCAGCCAGAUCCCUCUCAGAGCCACCUAUACAUAUUUCCCAGAAUGUUCUGGAUGCUGCAGAAGAAGAUGAUGAUGAUGAUGAUGAUGAUGAUAAUGAAGAAGAGGAGGAAGAGAGGCUGGAAGACUUGAUGGAGGCCCAGCGGAAAGUUCUGGAAUCGCUGAGAGAGAAUCCAGAUUUCGUGAAGGAAUUUAGACCCAUCAUGGAGGAGGUACUGGAAAAGAGACUGGAGAAGAUGGGACUGAGGAAGGGCACGAAGGGCAUCUCCAAGCAGACCCUGAAGAGCCUGAGCUCUGGGCUGAGUGCUCAGCGGGCGCAGGGCUCCAGCAGGCUGGCACACCUACAGGACCUGAGGGAGAACCUGGUGUUAGAGCUAAACCGCAGAGUGAGGCAGAAUCGAGGGAAGAAGAAUGGAGGGAAAUCCGUCGGCAACACACUCGCGCAGCGCCCUGCACACUCACACCGCAACACACUCACUCAGUUGAAGAAGCAGCAUGGUAGUUUAAGCAUGGAUAGGACCCCUAAACCCAGACUGAGCAGCUCCACACACUCUCCUCAGCAGACCCCUAUCCCAGCCCCACGAUGCAAAGCAUCUCCACGCGCUCACACUCCCCAAGCACACCACACGAAGAGCAGCACUCCUCCCUUCAGCUCAGAGGAGGACGUGUCAGCUGAGGACAGCGCCUACAUCACCAGCUCCCGGGGCAAGCCUUCCCCCUCCACCCAGCUCAAACCACCCACGGACCCACGGGAGCCGGGCACCGAGCUCGACUGGUCAGAUAGCGAGGCUUCCAGUGAGCCUGAGGGGCUGCUAGCCCGUCAGGCUGCUGCUACACACGGUUCGGUCGUCCAGACGUUGACGAGGAGUUUGGAAAGGCAGCUGAACGACCCGAAGGUGAAGCCCACUGGGGGGACGCGAGUGCUGCCCCCUGCCCCAAAGCCUUCACUUCGCCCGUCCAUCAUCAAACAGCAGGCGGUGUCCAUAGAGGAGAGCGAUCUGGAGCUGUCGUCCAUCGAGGAGCUCUUCCUUGCGCCCACGCCCCUGCACAGGAGCUCGGACACGGGCGGCACCUCCGGAACGAGCGUGUGGAGCACUGCGACCAGCAGGGGGCGAGGCUGGUGAGACUCUGACCUCUCUCUGUGUCUUUAACAUAGACGCACGGGGAAACGCGCUACGCUGUUCAAAUACAACCCGGAAGACCCAGAGUGUACGGUAUAAAGGGCAGCUUCCUGUGGCUUCACAAUCUGCAUUUAAUUUAUAAAGGCA
Molecule: messenger RNA, 2582 nt
Organism: Electrophorus electricus (electric eel)
Lineage: Eukaryota; Metazoa; Chordata; Actinopteri; Gymnotiformes; Gymnotidae
Gene: dzip1l
Product: DAZ interacting zinc finger protein 1-like
Biological process (GO): cilium assembly
Cellular component (GO): cytoplasm; ciliary basal body
Source: RefSeq, a predicted model, not a curated record